This is a messenger RNA of Momordica charantia (bitter melon), 2335 nucleotides long. Its product is annotated as Pyridoxamine 5'-phosphate oxidase family protein. NCBI's taxonomy places the organism in Eukaryota, Viridiplantae, Streptophyta, Magnoliopsida, Cucurbitales, Cucurbitaceae. The record is from RefSeq and is a predicted model, not a curated record.
CUUUGCCAUAAAAUAAAAGAGGAGGGUUCGCGUUUUCUUUCAUCGUUAUCAACUUAACAGCCAUCAAUUGUCAUAUAUAUAUAUUUUUUUGUUUUUCUUUACAGGGUUGAAGGUUGGAAGAUUUGAAGUAUAGAGGGAAAAUUUAAUCGUAGAAGCUGGGAAAGAAAGAAGCACGGUUUUCUCGAGAGUGAAAUAUCAGCUGGCACGAGAUUGAAUUCCGCAUACGACUGACUUUACAAGUUGUCUGAUUUGUGAUUUCCAUACAAAACCUCCGCUCUCUUCUCUCUUGUUACUACUACUACCAACGCCUCCAUUUUCAAUUUCCUGCAACUGCCUCGAUCCUCUGCGGUUUCUCCAUGGAAGCGCUAGCCAGCUCUGUUGCCAUCCCCAAGUUUCCAGAGCCAUACUACGCUCAUUCUUUGUUCAGGAAGCCGACAAAACGAACUGGGUUUCUCCGGAUCAACGACUGCUCUAACUUCGUUGGCCUUCGUGCUCUCUCUGGCGAAGCUGAAGAGGCCAAGCCAUCUGACAAUGGAUUUGGAUUUCUUUCCGAGGAAGAUGCAUCUUUCACCGCGGAUGAUUUAAAUCUCAUUCACAAUAAUGAGAAGAGUGAAAGUGAGCCCGUAAGAGUGGAUAUGCCUCUUAUUACUCCAUCCAUCAGUGGAAGUGGAACUAGGGCAGGUCUUUUCAGAACACCGAUAUCUGGUGGUGUGCAGAGUGCAACCUCAGCUCAUGGUCUACCCAGACCAGCCUUAGCUGUUCGCAAUCUUAUGGAACAGGCCAGAUUUGCUCAUUUGUGCACUGUGAUGUCUCGGAUGCACCACCGCAGGCAGGGGUAUCCAUUUGGUUCUUUAGUAGAUUUUGCUGCUGACUCCAUGGGGCAUCCAAUUUUUUCUUUUUCACCAUUGGCCAUUCAUACACGGAAUUUGUUGGCAGAUCCAAGAUGCACCGUUGUUGUGCAGAUACCUGGAUGGAGUGGCUUGUCAAAUGCCAGAGUAACUAUUUUUGGUGAUAUAUACCCCCUUCCUGAGGAUCAACAGGAAUGGGCUCAUAAGCAAUACAUAGCAAAGCAUCAACAAGGACCUUCUCAACAGUGGGGGAAUUUUUACUACUUCAGGAUGCAAGAUAUCAGUGACAUUUAUUUCAUUGGAGGGUUUGGUACUGUUGCGUGGGUGGAUGUCAAGGAGUACGAGGCCCUUCAACCUGAUAAGAUUGCAGUUGACGGAGGUGAGCAAAACCUUAAGGAAUUGAAUGUGAUGUUCUCAAAACCUCUGAAAGAGCUGCUGUCAGCUGAAAGUGAGGUAGACGAUGCCGCUCUAAUAUCAAUAGACAGCAAGGGAAUAGAUAUUCGAGUCCGCCAAGGAGCACAGUUCAACGUUCAAAGAAUAUCUUUCGAAGGAGGGCACGCUGUUGAAACACUCGAGGAAGCCAAGGUUGCCCUUUGGAAGUUGAUAAACAACGGGGGACUAUGCAAUUUUAAAAAAUAAGUUGGUUGCCAAAAUAAAAGGGUGUUUUUCGACGAUUCAUCUGAAGGCUCGCAAUCUACAAAUGACGUGCUGUCUGUAAUCAUAUAAUAAAGUCGGGAUUAGCAAUAAGCCACUUGGUUCCCUUUUUACUGUCUGAUCUGGUAUUUCUUGCAUAGGUGAAUGAGAGACAUCCCAUGAAGCUUGUUCAAAAUGACCCAAGAAGUGGUCAGCAACAAUAUAUUUGUGGUCUGAUUAAAGUGCUGGAUGGCCCUUGAUGCAAUAGAAGUUGUGUAUGGCUCAAUGUAAUAUGAGUACUUAGGCUUAAUCCUUUGAAAAAGGGUGUUUGGUGGAGUCGUAGCCUCCAAGGGACUGUCCCUAGUUGGCAAAAGCUUGGGAUCUCUCGAUCAUGCUACUUAGAGGUCUUAAGUUCUAACCUUCUAGUGAAUUUAAUACCAAAUGUCUUUUAUGUCUCUCAGGUCUGGACUUUAGAGUGGACACGAAUCUUCUUGGAUAUAGAAGAGCAAACUUCCGUCAGUGGUAACGGGAUAAAUGUUUUAGGAAGAUUUUUCCAUGAAGCAUCUGAAAGUUGAAAUGGAUUGCGAAGGCGACUUCUUGUCUAUCUAUAGCAGGCCUUCUGUCCAAAUUACCGCACAUCAUUAUUAGUAAUAGUGUUGCAGAAACCGCAUCAGAGGUCCAAUCAAAGUUGGCAGCUGGCUGAGGUAGCUUAUCCCAAUCCCAUACGAAGUAGUGUGAUUUGUCAAGUGGCACAGAAUAGACACUCGUUGGAAAUGUAAUUUAAUUCAGUUGUGCAUGAAAGGCAAGUAAACUGGAAGUUGGAGCUUAUUAAACUCAUUUUCUCAAAACUUAAA